Molecule: messenger RNA, 3494 nt
Organism: Frankliniella occidentalis (western flower thrips)
Lineage: Eukaryota; Metazoa; Arthropoda; Insecta; Thysanoptera; Thripidae
Product: homeobox protein aristaless-like
Exons: 5
Coding region: 788-2638 (616 amino acids)
Biological process (GO): regulation of transcription by RNA polymerase II
Molecular function (GO): RNA polymerase II transcription regulatory region sequence-specific DNA binding; DNA-binding transcription factor activity, RNA polymerase II-specific
Source: RefSeq, a predicted model, not a curated record
CCGCGCCGCGCCGCGCCCGCUCGCUACCGUCGGUCGGUCGGUCGGUGAGGUGAGGUUAGAGAGAGCCCAGUCGGCCAGUCUCUACCGUCACGUUAGCGGGCCGCCGCGCGAGCCUCCGCUCCGCACCGAUCCACACGAGGAACGAGCCCAGUCGCGCGCGCGUGUGUGUUGUGUUGUGCUGUGCUGUGCUGUUUGACAACAUCGAACGGACGGUCGUAUCAUCGGCGCGUGUCAGUGUGAGUGCGUGCGUACGUGCGUGCGUGUGAGUGAGAAGGUAAUGGUUAGCGGAGGUUAGGUUCGUGCGCGGAGAGCGGGCCGCCGCCGCUGCAAGAUACGUGAGUGAUACAUACAAAAGGCGGCAAAGUGAAUGUGAAUGUGCACAGCAUAGUUUCAUGUGCGUGCGUGCGUGUGCGUGUGUGUGUGCUGCACAAUAAACAUAAUCGGAUCUGCCGAGCAGCCCAGCCUUGGCAGGCCGGCCGCAGGACGCUUAUCGAGUUACACACCUGGUCUUGGCCGCAAUCAUCGAAGCCAUCAACGCCGCCGCCGCCAGCACCAUCAUCUCGCGAGGCGUGCGCAGCAGAGGUGUUGUGCGGCGCGCUCCGGUUGAGCUGUUGCCUUGAGGCUGGCUGCUGAAGGACCUCGCGGACCCGCGGUGGACCCGUGGACGUCGUGGUGCUAUAGCCCCAGCUUCCGCGCUAUCGCCUGCGGGAUGCCCUGGUGGUAGCCAGCGCACGCGCCCUACUGCUGCUGCAAGCUGUGUCCUCCCGUCGGCGUCGACACGGCCCUCAUGUCCUCCACGGUGGCUGCCCACCGCCCGGGACUAGGAUUCGACCAGGACCUCGGCGGCGGCGAGGUGCUCCGCUGGCCGCGGCCCGAGGCUGCUCGCCACCACCACCACCACCAGCUCCACGUCGAGGAGGACGUGACCGUCGAGGCCACGUCCCGCGCGCCCCCGCCGGCGUCCGCCCUGCCCGUCAUGGACCUCUCGACGAGCGUCCGCCCCCGGCAGGUCCACGACGGCCUCGGCCAGGGCGCGCGGCCGCCGUCGCCGCUGCGCUCGGCCGCCACCCUGGACCACACCCCCGUCGUCGGGCGCGUCGCCAAGUCCGUCUUCUCCAUCCGCAGCCUGGUAGGGGGGGACGCCAAGGAGGACGACGCCGAGGACGAGCCCAGGACCACGCCCCCCGACGGCUCCGGCGGGGACAACGGCGCCUCGGACGACAGGCCGCCCUCGUCGAGCCCUCGGCAAGAGGAGAAGAUAGCGGACAGGCGUAGUCCCAUGGGAGUGUCCGAGGUGGAGGUGGGCCCGAUCGGCCCCGUGGUGCCGCCCGGCGGACGGCCCGCCGCCGCCCUGGAGGAGGACGUCCGCGCCAGGAGCAGGGGCGUCAUGGGCGCGCUGCCGGGCCCGCUGCCGCCGCCGCCGCACCUCAACGGCCACCUCCUGCCGCCGCACCUGCAGCACCAGCUGCACCUCCAGCACCUGCAGCCCCACCUGCAACAUCUGCAGCACCUGCAGCACCUCAGCGUGCACCGGAGGCACCCCGACGACGAGCGGGGGUCUCUGACGUCCCUGCCCGUGGACUUGGGCACGCGGGGGGCGGUCACCGGGGGCGGCAGCGAGGGCGGCGCCAGCCCGUCGAGCCCCGGUCGGGAGGCGGCGCAGGCCACGCACCACCACCACCAGCACCACUCGCCGCCCGGCGCGCCGCCCCCACAGCGCUCGCCCGCCUCGCCGCAGCACUCGAGCCCGCCGCCCUUCCUGGACGGCAGCGCCGCGUCCACGGCCUCCGAGGAGGCGGCCGGCUCCGGCGAGGACGUGGACCCGGAGGUGUCGGCCGCUGACGACUUCCCGCCCAAGAGGAAGCAGCGCCGCUACCGCACCACCUUCACCAGCUUCCAGCUCGAGGAGCUCGAAAAGGCGUUUGCCAGGACGCACUACCCCGACGUGUUCACCAGGGAGGAGCUGGCCAUGAAGAUCGGACUGACGGAGGCGCGAAUCCAGGUCUGGUUCCAGAACCGUCGCGCGAAGUGGCGCAAGCAGGAGAAGGUGGGCCCCCAGGGCCACCCGUACAACCCGUACAUGCAGGGCACGGGGCCCGCGCCGCCCGCCGCCGUCAUGGCCCCGGCGCCCAUGCCCAACCCCUUCACGCACUUCCCGCUGCGGAAGCCCUUCGAGCCGCUGCGCUACCCGCCGCUGGGCUACCCGCUGCUGCCGCCGCGCGCGCCGCCGCACCACCUGCCCAUGGGGCUGCCCAUGCCGCUGGGCUACUCGCCCGCCUCCUUCCAGAGCCUGCUCGCCAACAUCUCUGCCGCACAGCAGCAGCACCACCAGCAGCAACAGCAGCAGCAGCAGCAGCAGCAACAGCAACGCGGGGCGCAGAAGGGCGCCAGCGAGGAGUUCCAGCACGCCGCCGCCAUCCUGGCCGCCAUGUCGCCCCCGGACGGCGCGGGCGGCUCUACCCCGCCGACGCCGCCCACCUCGGGCCCGCCCCCGCCCGCCCCGGGCUCGCCCCCGGGCGGCGCCGCCCCCGACAUCGACCGGAGAUCGUCGUCCAUCGCGGCCCUCCGCCUCAAGGCCCGCGAGCACGAGAUCCGGCUGGAAAUGCUGCGGAAGACUGGCGGCGACCUGGUCAGCUAGUCGAAGACCCUGUCCUUUGAUGUCCUCGGGACAGCCACCACCGUGGUGGCUGCGGUCCGCUGAGCCUCUUGUGAUAUUCUAACGGGGCGCAUGCUUGCUGGGCCGCCAGCUGUUUUUGUUGAUGUGUGACACUGCAAUGCAUGGUUAAGCAGUCUUAUUUUUCGUUCGUGAAUUUUGAAAACAGCCACCUAAGACGCGUUCCACUGGAGAGGUUUCGUGGUGAAACCGUUUGGCUGUGCUAGCUGAAGGAAGUGCAAUACGUAGUUAUAAGCUUUUCAUUUAAAUUGUUUCUCAAUGUAUGUCAUUACGUUGGUUUUUAUUGUUUUACAUUUUUAAAAGUGUAAAUGUUUGUUGUUGGAUGCGUAUAGAAUCCUACAAUUCUGUUGACGAUCUGUACUUAUUUAUUGUGAUAAUACCAAAUUAUUGGUAUAGUGUGUGUCACAGUCCCUAGAUUAAGUUGUUAUGGAUUUUUAAAUAUAAUAAAAAAGUAUAUAUUGUAUCUAUAUAAAAGUAUAGAAAUGAAACAGUAUAACACAAUGUAUUACACCCACGGUUCCGUCCAUUUUCUGUAUGUGAUUUAUGAAUACGUGAAUCAGUAUUUUAUUAUUUAUUAGUGGGGAAAUUAUCAUCAUUUCGAUGUGUACCUGACGGAGCUCCUUACCAUUACAUGUAUGUUUAUCCGCAAUUUGUUAAGUGGCGAUUAUUUUUCUUUUUUUUGAUCCGGUUAUUGUUCGCAUAACUGGGUAAAACUCAAAGAGGGCACUUUAGUCUAUAUCCCUGUACACUGAUCAACCAUUCAAAAGAAAUAUUAAUUUAUAAAGUUAAAUGAAAAAUAAAUACUUUACUAUAAAACUUC